UGUGACUGUCAGUCAUAAGUAUCUGAAUUGCCAUAUAAUAUAUAAAUGAUGUGUGUGCGUAAAAGUGUGGUGUAUUGAAUCAGUUUCUCAAAAAUAGGAGAUGAAUAAAUUUCACGUAGUGCAAUUUGAAGAUGGGCUGCAAGUAGUGCCUGGAAUUUGGCUGCAAGAAGGAGAAUUAUGCUAUUGGCCAGAUACUGAAUCUCAGACAAAACUGAUGAAGGCCAUUUGCAAUGCAGAACCACCAUCACCUGAAUGGUUAUCUCUAAACAUUCUGAGAAUAUUUGGAGAAUCAGAUACCUACGAGAAUGCAGUUCACAAAUUAAAAUUGUGUGAACGGUUUUCUGAUGUUGAAAGUGGACCAGACAGCUUGAAUAAAAGGAAAAAAAGGCAAAUGAGAGCAAAAAGAGUUCCAGAGACAGAAGACUCUGAAACAGAAUUGGAGGAAGAAACUAGUCAGUCACUGCUGCCACCGUUGCCCAAAUGCCCGAACUCAUUCAGACCACAAUGUGCAUCAACACAAAAAGAGUGGAUGAGCACUAAGUUUAGAAGUAAUGAGCCUACUAUGAAACAAACUUCUGGGGUAAAUAAUUCUGUUGGUAGCGCUUCGCCCAUGGAGGUCACUGUACAGCGUAAAGAAGCUGGAGUGUCAACAGAAUUUGAGAAGUUGGUACUCAAAAAGCUGAACAUAAUAACAUAUAAACUUGAGUCAUUGGAAGAAAAACUUAGAAAUCUGGAAAGCGCUAAACUGACUACAGUUUGUGAACAACCAUCAGAGCGGAUUCCAAGCAAUAUGUUUCCGCUAGCAUCAUUGACAGCUGUAGAAGAACUUGAGUUGCUGCUGCAAAACCCUUCUUAUUUUGAUUCAGUGGUAUUCUACUUGAAAACUCUAGGUGGAGUAAAUAUCACAGAUGUAACAUUUUCAGUAAUGAAAAAGAUUUUAUCUAAUGAAGUCGCUAUGGAAUACAGCUAUUUCGGUUUCAAAGGGAAGAAAACAUUUAAAAACCUAAAAUUAUCUGAAGUGGUUAUAAGUGUUGUACGCUGUCAUGUUCGUGAUGCUACUGAGAAAGCAGUAGGCGACAGAGUCGCUGCAUGGCUGAAGCAUGCAAGGACAAGAUUGUCAAGGAGCAUUCAGAAAUCACGUUUACAUGAUACGUCUGCAGCCUGCAGCAAGUGAUAGCAAGCUUGCUUGAAAAUGUAAAUACGUAUGAAAAAGGGAUGAAUGUAAAUAUGUGACAGUAUAAAAAAACAAUAAAUUGGAACCUUACAACUUAA
Messenger RNA from Bacillus rossius redtenbacheri, 1272 nucleotides. RefSeq lists its product as uncharacterized. The record is from RefSeq and is a predicted model, not a curated record. Lineage: Eukaryota; Metazoa; Arthropoda; Insecta; Phasmatodea; Bacillidae. The coding region runs from base 101 to 1174 and encodes 357 amino acids. The transcript is spliced from 6 exons.